UAUCAACUAGCCACUUGUGACCCUGUGCCUGAGCAGACCAGUCCUGCAUUGCCAAACUGCCCUGAGCCUGACAGCUGACCACUGUCUCGAGAAAGAUUAAAUGGCGUGCAGGGUGGGGUGGGGGGUGAAGAAGAGGAGUACGCACUGAGUGGCCAGUAAAAGAAGAGACCUAAAAAGUUCUGCUGUGACUUUUUAAAGAGAAGAUAAAUGAGGAAAAUGUCUUAGGAGGAAUCGUUUCAACACAACUGAGAGGCCUCAUGACAGGUCGCUAGGACGGAUCCAGUGUACUGUCGCACGGAAUACCGACCCUUAUGGUCGGAAGCGAUUGGCUUCGACUGCGGGGAAUCAACUGAGGAUGCAGACAUCUACUCUGAGCACCGCUGACUAGCAUCCGACAAGGACUUGUUCGCGCGCGCGCUGUGUGUGUGUGUGUGUGUGUGUGUGUGUGUGUGUGUGUGUGUGUGUGUGUGUGUGUGUGUGCGCGCGCGCGGGGGGGGGGGGGGGCGCUCACGCUUGCCCGAGUGCGUAUUUUUGUGUGUCACUAUGAGUCUUGUCUCGGGCUUCCCUCACCACCCGGUCAUGCACCACCACGACAGCCACCACUAUUCGCUGCAUGCGGCGGCGGCCGGUCGGUGUCACGAAGACACCGGUGCUCCACCAUACUUCACAAGCUGGUUGAUAAGUCACGCGGAUAUGUCACCUACCGAGUAUAGCCUUGCGCCCGGCUAUAGCCCGGAGUACCAUGGCAACAGCGGCAGUGGGUCAACCGUCGGACUGGACCCGCACCAUCACCACUACUAUGGCCCUGGAGGGUUAGUUCCAGGAGCCGCCACCAUCUCGAUGAACGGAACCACGGUUGGUAUGCACCAUCAUCACCACACUCAUCCUCGGACCGUGAAGCGAAGACCAACGGCCAAUCGCAAGGAAAGGCGGCGGACCCAGAGCAUUAACUCAGCUUUUGCGGAGCUGAGGGAAUGUAUCCCUAACGUCCCGGCCGACACCAAGCUGUCCAAGAUCAAGACGCUGCGCUUGGCCACCAGCUACAUCUCUUACUUAAUGGACAUCCUAGACAAGGACGAACAACACGGAGACACUCAGGCUUUCAAGGCCGAGCUAAAAAAGACGGAGGCUCGGGAAGAGCGGCGGAAAAGAGAGGCGGUGGAGAUCUCGAAGACUUCGUCCUCCAACUCCUCGUCGUCCUCCUCGUCAGCGGGCGAUAAGAAAAGUAAGGGCCGGACAGGAUGGCCUCAGCAUGUCUGGGCUCUGGAACUCAAACAGUAGUCCGUCUCUGCCCCAAUGUCUCCCUGUCGCAGGCUGACAGCACUCCUUCCCUUCUCAAGCUCGGUCGUCGAGGAGAACUGCGAAUAGGAGAGAGCGUUCAGACGAACUGUAACGGGAGUCGUCCUGGCUUCCUAAGGUUGUCGAGGCUUCCCACACAAACAGUAGCUAUACAGGGACGCUGCGUGAGGCUCUGUUCAGGUGUGACGCGAAGGCAAUGACAGUUUGCUGUAAUUUAGGAUUAACACACACACACACACACACACACACACACACACACACACACACACACACACACACACACACACACACACACACACAACAGCUACAAUUAAUCAGCAAAACUCCACUUUAUAUUCUAACUUAAGAUCCACAAAUGAACCACAAACAAAACUGCUUUAGUGGUCAUGCUUGAUAUCAGUGAAAGGUCAUCUGUUGGACUCCGUGUGGUGGAAUAAACGAGUGGUCCAUCUGCGCAGACCGCUGAGUUAUGUUCUACCAGAUCAUACCACUUCUGGACUGUUGGCAAAUUUCUUGUCCAGGACGUGUGCGACUCCCACACACAGAAUUACACAAAAUUACAAACACAUACACAGAUUCACACACAGGGUCUUGAGGCGUUUGCUUUAUUUAAGGAAAAAUAUUUAUGUGCAAUGUGACCUCUGGAAGGAUACAAACAGCCAUUGUGUCUGAUAUUACAGAGUAUCUGUGGUUACAGGACAAGGUGUAUGUGAAGAUCUCUUCUGUUUCUCCGUCUUUCUCUUACAGUUUAUUGUUGUAAAUGUAAUGUCGUCACGGCAGAUGACGACGUGUCCACGUUGUGGUGUCAAAAUGUCUCGGGAGCCAAGUAAUGCUUUAUGUGUCAUGAAAACACGAUUUGAAUAAACCACCACCUGGUAACUGG
Messenger RNA from Oreochromis aureus, 2182 nucleotides. It is a transcript of the gene hand2, whose product is annotated as heart and neural crest derivatives expressed 2. Gene Ontology annotation, molecular function: RNA polymerase II transcription regulatory region sequence-specific DNA binding; DNA-binding transcription factor activity, RNA polymerase II-specific; protein dimerization activity. NCBI's taxonomy places the organism in Eukaryota, Metazoa, Chordata, Actinopteri, Cichliformes, Cichlidae. The record is from RefSeq and is a predicted model, not a curated record. The coding region runs from base 544 to 1281 and encodes 245 amino acids. The transcript is spliced from 2 exons. Gene Ontology annotation, biological process: heart development; regulation of transcription by RNA polymerase II.